AUGGGCAAAGCGUCGAGCAAACUUUCCAAAGAAGAGCUUAAAGAGCUCAAGGAGAUCACGCACUUUGAAAGCAAGGAGCUGCAGCAAUGGUACAAGGGCUUUCUGAAGGAUUGCCCGUCCGGACAACUUAGUCGAGACGAUUUGCGCGGCGUAUAUAAACAGUUCUUCCCAUUUGGAGACCCUGGUGCGUUCAGCGACCUCGUUUUUGACGUUUUCGACACCGACAACAACGGCACGGUAGACUUUAAGGAGUUCAUCACCGCACUCAGUAUCUCUUCCCGUGGAUCCGUGGACGAAAAAUUGAAAUGGGCUUUCCAACUAUAUGAUUUGAACAAAGACGGUCUCAUUAGCCAGGAGGAGAUGCUCUCGAUUGUUACUGCAAUCUAUAAAAUGGUCGGAUCCAUGAUGAAGGUUCCUGAGGAUGAAAGCACACCAGACAAACGUGUCCAGAAACUAUUCGCUUCAAUGGAUGCUGACAAGGACGGCCAAAUCACGUUCGAGGAGUUCUCAGAGGGCUCCAAGAAGGACCCUACCAUCCUCAGCGCCUUGAAUUUAUAUGAUGGAUUAGUAUAG
Wickerhamiella sorbophila is the source of this 573-nucleotide messenger RNA. RefSeq names its product Calcium-binding protein NCS-1. Bases 1 to 573 code for a protein of 190 amino acids. The record is from RefSeq and is a predicted model, not a curated record. Lineage: Eukaryota; Fungi; Ascomycota; Dipodascomycetes; Dipodascales; Trichomonascaceae. The transcript has a single exon. Gene Ontology annotation, molecular function: calcium ion binding.